Molecule: messenger RNA, 1014 nt
Organism: Aspergillus fischeri NRRL 181
Lineage: Eukaryota; Fungi; Ascomycota; Eurotiomycetes; Eurotiales; Aspergillaceae
Product: bZIP transcription factor
Exons: 3
Coding region: 1-1014 (337 amino acids)
Biological process (GO): regulation of DNA-templated transcription
Molecular function (GO): DNA-binding transcription factor activity
Source: RefSeq, a predicted model, not a curated record
AUGUCGUUCAACACGGACAAGCAGCAACCGUCCUCCAAACUACCUAACAUCCCGCUCUAUGCCCUGCCAAAUCCUGUUGAUCUAAGCCCCGAAGAUGACUGGACGCGUAUCAAAGAUCGCAAGAUGAAGAAUAGGAUUCAAAACAGGGUUGCCCAGAGAACCUAUCGCCAGCGCAUGAAGUCUCGCAUCGUCGAGCUCCAGGCCAGAGUAGAACAGAAUGAGGGCAACAGCAAGAGGCAGUCGGCCGUCGAUGAGGAGCCCUUUGCCGAUAGCGAUCCCUUGGACGUCGUCACGCAGCCAAACUUAUCAUCAACCAUGGCUCACAUGACGACAGCCGGUAUGGCCUCGCCGUCGGACUCGGCGGGCUCACCCAGUCUUCUGGACAAUGACGCAACGAUAAACGAACGGUUUGAAUAUAUCAUGGAAUGUGUGGAUGCACUGGGAUUCAACGACUUCGAUGCGCUGGUCAUUGCAUACUAUGGAGAAAAGUUUACAGAGUCCUCGCAGCUCGCGAACGAACAACGACUCAGCCGCAACAGGCGCCUCCCCAAGGCGAUAGCAGACAUAUUCAACGCCUCCAAGGAAUGGAGCGCCUGGGAGCGGCGGGGGUUCUUCGAGGAGAUAUUGCGGUCAACCGAGGCCAUGUUGGUGGCGGAGAAGAAGGACGCGAGCAGCGCCAUCAACGCUGCCCUUGCGCCUCUAAUGAUGACGGCGGAGACUCGGAAUGGUGCCAACAUGGCAAACACAGCACAGGUCCUGCAGGCCUUGAAGAAGACAAUUCCGAGGGAAGUAAGUUUGUUCCAAGAGACCAAAAGAUUCGGCCCUUCUGCGCAGAAGACAGCUAACGACGGGCAGCUUCCGAACUUGUGGACGAUCAUGAUUGCGUUGGCCUCCUCCAACGGCACCGCGUGGCAGAAAGACUCGGGGUCCGCGCUCGCGGCCACUCUGCUGUUACACUGCGCGGGGCGCGUACCCAAAGAACAGCUUCUCGCUCUGAUAGGCGCCUGCCUGUGA